This is a messenger RNA of Cololabis saira (Pacific saury), 3646 nucleotides long. It is a transcript of the gene enpep, whose product is annotated as glutamyl aminopeptidase. Gene Ontology annotation, molecular function: zinc ion binding; peptide binding; metalloaminopeptidase activity. Bases 187 to 3069 code for a protein of 960 amino acids. Gene Ontology annotation, biological process: proteolysis; peptide catabolic process. The transcript is spliced from 20 exons. NCBI's taxonomy places the organism in Eukaryota, Metazoa, Chordata, Actinopteri, Beloniformes, Belonidae. The record is from RefSeq and is a predicted model, not a curated record. Gene Ontology annotation, cellular component: cytoplasm.
UCUCAGCUUUUCUUUCUCCAAACUUCUCCUCCUCUUUCGUCUCUCCACCCCUCGGACCCUCAGGGGUGAGCUCUGGUUCAGCUCACGCUGCUAAUCUGAAUGCUGCAGAGCCGAGUCCUGCAGCGCUGAGUCCAGGUCAGCUCCGGAGCACUUCCCCCCAGAAGAGUUUCAGCUCAGGAAGUGAGCAUGUCUGAGGACAUGGAGCUGGAGAAGGAGCACAAAAGUUACUGCAUUCGGAAGAAGCAUGUAAUCAUCAUCUGUGUGACGGUGGUGGUGUGUAGUGUGGCAGUGGGCCUGGGGGUGGGCCUCAGCACUGACACCUCCUCUCCACAAGAUCCCACUCCCAGGCCCCCUGAGCCCCCUGAGCCCACUGAGCCCCCCCCACCUGGCAGAGGGCCCUGCAUGCCUUCCUCUGACUCCAGCGGGGACUGGAGAAACUUCCGUCUGCCCGACUACGUGAAGCCGGUCCACUACGACCUGCACAUUGAGCCGGACCUGGUUGCUGACACGUACACGGGAACCGUGGACAUUCAGCUGGAGGUGAGCAAACCCACCCGCCACUUGUGGCUGCACAUCAGGGAGACGUUCGUCCGCAGCACGCCCAGGCUGCGGAGGCUGGACGGCCGGGGCGGGGAGAGAGCGCUGUCCGUGAAAACCUGCUUCGAGUACCGGCCUGAGCAGUACGUUGUGGUGGAGGCCACGGAGACGCUGCCCGUCACCGGCCCGGGAGAGAUGUACGUCCUCAGCCUGGACUUCCAGGGCUGGCUCAACGGCUCUCUGGUGGGCUUCUACCGGGUCGUCUACACGGAGGGCGGGAUUUCCAAGAAGAUCGCUGCGACUGAUCACCAGCCUACAGAUGCACGCAAGUCCUUCCCCUGUUUUGACGAACCCAACAAGAAGGCCACCUACACAGUUUCCAUCACCCAUGAUGCAGACUACGGAGCGCUGUCCAACAUGCCCCUAGAGGGUGAUCCCGAGCAGCUGCCCGGCAACAGGCGGAAGACGUCCUUCCAAAAGUCCAUUCCCAUGAGCACCUACUUGGUUUGUUUUGCUGUGCACCAGUUUAAAUUUGUGGAAAGACAUUCUUCUCGUGGAAUUCCUCUAAGGAUCUACGCCCAGCCAAGUCAGUUAAAAACUGCAGAAUACGCAGCCAACACAACCAAGAUCAUCUUUGACCACUUUGAGGAAUAUUUCAACAUGUCCUACUCCAUCUUAAAACUGGAUAAGAUCGCCAUCCCUGACUUUGGUACCGGUGCCAUGGAGAACUGGGGCCUCAUCACCUACCGGGAGAACAACCUGCUGUACGACGAGAACGAGUCUUCCUCCUACAACAAGCAGCGAGUGGCCAGUGUCAUCGCCCACGAACUGGUUCACCAGUGGUUUGGGAACAUCGUCACCAUGGACUGGUGGGACGACCUCUGGCUCAGCGAGGGCUUUGCUAGUUUCUUCGAGUACAUCGGGGUGGAGGAGUCUGAACAAUCCUGGGGAAUGCGAGACAUCAUGAUCAUCGGCGACGUGCUUCCUGUCAUGGUGGACGACGCCCUCGUCUCUUCUCACCCAAUCAUCGUGGAUGUUUCCAGUCCAGCAGAAAUCACCUCUGUGUUUGACGCCAUCUCAUACAGCAAGGGGGCGUCUAUUCUCCGGAUGCUGGAACAGUGGAUGGGUAGAGACAUGUUCAGAGACGGCUGCCGGAAAUUCUUGAAGGACUACAAGUACGGCAAUGCCAAGACAGCCAACUUCUGGAGCUCCAUGGCUGACGUGAGCGAGCUGCCCAUCGCGGAGGUGAUGGACACGUGGACCAAACAGAUGGGUUACCCUGUGCUGCAUUUGUCCGUGUCAGACACACAAGCCAGUCUUACCCAAAGGCGUUUCCUCCUGGACCCCACAGCUGACCCCACCAAGCCCAUCUCACCUUUUGGCUACAAGUGGUGGAUUCCAAUGGAGUGGCACUCCAUUAACAGUAACAAGAACAUGUCCACAAUGUUUGACAAGAACAUCCCAGAGCAUGUCAUCAGUGGCUACUCCCCCUCGGUGGACGGGCUGCUGAAGAUCAACAAUGACCACUUGGGAUUCUACAGAGUUAACCACGAUGACCACAUGUGGACCACCAUCAGUCAGCAGCUCCAAACCAACCACCUGGAGUUCGAUGCAGCAGACCGGACGAGCUACAUCGAUGACAUAUUUGCUCUGGCCAGGGCCGACGUUGUGAAUUACGGGUACGCCUUCAAUGUCACCAUGUACCUGAAGAAUGAAAGCGACUACAUCGUGUGGGACCGUGUGGCUUCCUCCAUCACCUACGUCCGGGACAUGCUGUCCAACAAACCUGAGCUCUACCAAAAGUUCCAGGCACUGUUUCGGGAUCACGUGAAGACAAUCGCUACAAAACUGGGAUGGAGUGACACGGGAGAACAGAUCGAAAGGUUGCUGAGGGAGACUGUGCUCGGCAUCGCGUGUCAGAUGAGAGAUCAGGAUGCUCUGAACGAAGCUUCCCGCAUUUUUGACCAGUGGAUUGCUGGAACUAUCAGCAGUGUACCGGUGAACCUGAGGCUGCUCGUGUAUCAGUAUGGCAUGAAGAACUCGGGCAACGAAGCCAAGUGGAACAUAAUGUUCAAGAGGUACCAAGAAACAACUCUGGCUCAGGAGAAGGACAAGCUGCUGUCUGGGCUGGCGUCGGUGGAGGAUGUGGAUCUCCUCUUCAGGCUCCUGGAGGCAACCAAAGAUGAGUCUUUGGUGAGGAGUCAGGAUCUGUUCACCGUGGUGCGAUACGUGUCCUACAACCCAGUGGGCCAGAGCAUGGCCUGGGACUGGGCCACGCUGAACUGGGACUACCUGGUUGGCAGGUACACCAUAGAUGACCGCUAUCUUGGCCGCCUGCUGACUCAAAUCUCCACGACCUACAACACUAAGCUGCAGCUGUGGAAGAUGGAGCAUUUCUUCAGUCUAACGGCGGAUGCUGGUGCCGGGGCGAUGCCCAGGAAGCAGGCGCUGGAGACGGUGAGGAACAACAUUGAAUGGAUCAGUAGAAACGAAGCCGAGAUCCAAGCGUGGCUGCAGAACCACGUGGGCUGAAAAGAUGAUGCAGUGACACAGAAACAGAACCACCGUCUCUGCUGAGUCCUGAAACCUCCGACACAUUCAGGGUGAAGCGGCUGUUACCCCAUUCGUGAUCAGACUGAUUGAUUGACAGCAACAGAGACAUCAGCCAAAAACACCAACCUCACAACUGGAUAUUGUCACCAGCAACCUUUUCCUCCUUUCAUUUUUUCUCUGCUUCGUUCAGGCUUCUUAAAACGUAAUCUUGUUUUUCACUUUCAUCAAAGCAAUAUUGUAAAAUAUUAAAGGAAUUAACUUCUAAAGAAAAUCUGAAUAAUUGUUUCUUUCGGAGCGAUGCAUAAAAAUAUUUAUGAUGUUAAGAUUUGAGUUAAAUCAUUUUAAAUUGGGGGUGUUGGACCGUCUUUCCUGUGCUCGGAACUCGACGGAUCUCUCAGAUACGAUCAUUUUCUUCAGUUUCUUCAGUUUCGUUUCUGUACUUUGUGAAGGAAGACCACCAUCUGCAAACGUGCUCACAUAAUAGUGCACACGUGUGUUUGUAAUCGGCGCUUCCACGAGGACGCUCACUUGAAAAAAUAAAGUUUUCUUAAAAUGU